GCGGGCGCGGGGCGCGUGUCAUGGCGGAGCUGGCGCAGGGGCAGAGCGCGGCGCCCGUGGGGAUCAAGCCCGAGGGCUUCGUCGAUGCUCUGCACCGGGUCCGGCAGAUUGCUGCUAAAAUUGGAGAUAUUCCUCACUUGAAUAAUUCGACAACACUCGUGGACCCGUCAGUUUACGGUUAUGGAGUGCAGAAGCGGCCCCUUGAUGAUGGAGGUCUCCGUGUAAGUGGGCUCCAUGGAGCACAGAUAAGAGAUACAGAGAGAAUAGGUAACCAGUUAGGGGCCCUGGUACAUCAAAGGGCUGUAAUAACAGAAGAUUUUAAAGUGCCUGAUAAAAUGGUUGGAUUCAUAAUCGGCAGGGGAGGUGAGCAGAUCUCACGGAUUCAGAUCGAGUCUGGCUGCAAAAUUCAAAUUGCUCCAGACAGUGGUGGGAUGCCUGAGAGGCCCUGUGUGCUCACCGGGACGCCAGAGAGCAUUGAACAAGCAAAACGGCUACUGGGGCAGAUUGUAGAUCGCUGUCGGAACGGACCUGGUUUUCACAACGAUGUUGAUGGCAACAGUACGAUUCAGGAGAUUUUGAUCCCGGCAUCCAAAGUGGGUCUAGUCAUCGGCAAAGGAGGUGAAACAAUAAAACAGUUGCAGGAGCGAACAGGUGUGAAAAUGAUAAUGAUCCAAGAUGGUCCAAUGCCUACUGGAGCAGAUAAACCUCUCCGUAUUACUGGAGAUGCAUUUAAAGUACAGCAAGCAAGGGAAAUGGUACUGGAGAUCAUCCGAGAGAAAGAUCAGGCAGACUUCCGAGGCGUACGCAAUGAUUUCAGUUCUAGAAUGGGAGGAGGCAGCAUAGAGGUCUCUGUGCCCAGGUUUGCUGUUGGAAUUGUAAUAGGAAGAAAUGGAGAAAUGAUCAAAAAGAUUCAGAAUGAUGCUGGAGUUAGGAUUCAAUUUAAACCAGAUGAUGGGAUUAGUCCUGAAAGAGUCGCACAGGUCAUGGGGCUUCCCGAUAGGUGUCAACAUGCAGCACACAUCAUCAGUGAGCUUAUUCUAACAGCACAGGAACGAGAUGGCUUUGGAAGCUUGGCUGUAGCCCGAGGAAGAGGUCGUGGCCGUGGGGACUGGAGUGUUGGAACCCCUGGGGGCAUGCAGGAAAUCACCUACACGGUGCCAGCUGACAAGUGUGGCCUCGUUAUAGGCAAAGGUGGUGAGAACAUCAAGAGCAUAAAUCAGCAGUCAGGAGCUCACGUGGAGCUCCAGAGAAACCCACCUCCAAACACAGACCCUGGUGUGCGAAUAUUCACAAUCAGAGGAGUUCCCCAGCAAAUUGAACUCGCUAGGCAUCUCAUAGAUGAGAAAGUUGGUGGUACCAGCAUGGGUGGACCUGGAGGAUUUGGUCAGAGCCCGUUCAACCAAGCACCCACCACACCUCAUCAAAAUGGUCCUCAGGCGUUCAUGGCGCAGGGUUGGGGCAGUACCUACCAGACGUGGCAGCAGCCUGGACAGCAAGUCCCAAGCCAACAGAGCCAGCAGCAGAACAGCCAUCCCGAUUACAGCAAAGCAUGGGAGGAAUAUUACAAAAAACAGACUUCCAGUCCUCUGCAAUUCCCUCUGGUCCCUGCAGCUGGUGAUGGUGCAUGGUAGUUCUUCCACUGGAAGCUGUCGUGGUGCCUGCUGCUGGGCCUCAGGAGGGCUGUUCCUGCUGAGCUUCAGUGCACAGCAGAGCCCGUGUCCGUGCUGGGGAAGCAUUGCACACACCGAGAAUCGAUGCUGACAAAACAAAACCCAGAAAAUUGAAGCUGGGUUGUCAAAAAGGUAGGAAUGCUCUGCACACAGGUGUGUGGACAGUCGUGGCCCUGCCUUCCUCCGCUCCGUUAAGAGGCGUGCGGUGCCAGCUUCUGGAUUUGCAUUUGGCAGCCUGGGUUUCGUCUUACCCAGCUGCUCAUCCCUCCCUUUCCCUUUCUCUUUC
Messenger RNA from Lagopus leucura (white-tailed ptarmigan), 1956 nucleotides. It is a transcript of the gene FUBP3, whose product is annotated as far upstream element binding protein 3. Bases 21 to 1631 code for a protein of 536 amino acids. The transcript is spliced from 18 exons. Gene Ontology annotation, cellular component: cytoplasm; nucleus. Lineage: Eukaryota; Metazoa; Chordata; Aves; Galliformes; Phasianidae. The record is from RefSeq and is a predicted model, not a curated record. Gene Ontology annotation, molecular function: mRNA binding. Gene Ontology annotation, biological process: regulation of gene expression.